AGAAUGAGUUUCUUACUGAACAACUUUUUAAAAUGCAAAUUAAAUUCAAUACCUUAAAAGAUAAGUUCCGUAAGACAAGAGAUACUCUCAGAAAAAAGUCACUGGCUUUAGAAACUGUACAAAACGACCUAAGCCAAACACAGCAGCAAAUAAAGGAAAUGAAAGAGAUGUAUCAAAAUGCAGAAGCUGAAGUGAGUAAAUCCACUGGAAAGUGGAACUGUGUAGAAGAGAGGAUAUGUCAACUCCAACGUGAAAAUCUGUGGCUUGAACAGCAACUAGAUGAUGUUCAUCAGAAAGAGGAUCAUGAAGAGAUAGUAAUUAAUAUCCAAAGAGGCUUUAUUGAGAGUGGAAAGAAAGACCUCCUGCUAGAAGAGAAAAAUAAGAAGCGAAUGAAUGAAUAUAAUUAUUUAAAAGAAAGUCUCUUUCAAUAUGAGAAAGAGAAAACAGAAAGAGUAGUGGUUGUGAGACAACUUCAACAAGAAAUGGCUGAUUCCCUUAAAAAAUUAUGUUAGAGUCUCCACUGGAAGGUACAUCAUGUUGUCACAUUAAUUUGGAUGAGAAACAGGCCUCAAAGAAGAAAUUAUUUCAAGUGGAAAGUCAAAUAUAAGAAACUCCUGGAAAUGACAAUAAAUAUGUUAAGUGUAUUUGGAAAUGAAGACUUCGGUUGCCAUGGAGACUUAAAAACAGAUCAACUGAAAAUGGAUAUUCUGAUUAAGAAGCUAAAACAGAAGUUUGAUGAUCUUACAGCAGAGAAGGAAGCUGUAUCUUCAAAAUGUGUCAAUUUGGCUAAAGACAAUCAAGUUCUUCAACAGGAGUUAUUAUCUAUGAAAAAAGUACAACAGGAAUGUGAAAAACUUGAGGAGGAUAAAAAGAUGUUGGAAGAAGAAAUAUUAAAUCUUAAGACACAUAUGGAAAACAAUAUGGUAAAACUUAGUAAACUACAAGAAUAUAAAUCAGAGCUAGAUGAAAGGGCAAUGCAGACAGUAGAAAAAUUAUAAGAAAUCCAUUUACAGAAACAAGCACAAUAUGAAAAACAAUUAGAGCAGUUAAACAAGGAUAAUAUGGCUUCACUAAAUAAGAAGGAACUCACACUUAAAGAUGUGGAACGUAAAUUCUCCAAAAUGAAAACUGCUUAUGAAGAGGUUACAACCGAAUUAGAAGAAUAUAAGGAAGCCUUUGCAGUAGCAUUGAAGGCUAACAAUUCCAUGUCAAAAAAAUUAAUGAAAUCAGAUAAGAAAAUAGCAGUGAUCAGCACCAAGCUCCUUAUGCAGAAAGAGCGGAUGAAAUAUUUUCUCAGCACUCUUCCUACGAGGGCAGACCCAGAGUCACCUUGUGUUGAAAAUCUUACUAGUACAGGACUCAACAGAAAAUAUAUUCCCAAAAUGCCCAUAAGAAUUCCUACUUCAAACCCACAGACUUCAAAUAACUGCAAGAUCUCCUUGACUGAGAUGCAGCUGGACUGUGUAGAACAAAUAAUUAGAGAAACAAAGAGAACUGUUGCUGUGUUGGACACUAGUUCCCAUCUACUUUCUUCUCUAGAAUCCACUGCACUGAGGAAGCACAGGCAAGCCCUCCCCAGCAUGCGCUCACUAGUGUCCAACAGAAGAACCGCUGCUGCAUCUACUGAGGCUCCCAUUGUGGUGGGUUGUGUCACCCACAAUGCCACUGUUGCUGAGCCCCCAUCGCCUCUGUGUUGUGGAGCAGUUAGAGACACACAGCAGUGUCUGUGAGUGGCUCUGCGUGAAGGACCAUUUUCUAGCUGAGAGGCACAUCUCAACACAGCUGCCUGAUUAGACUCAGCAAUUCCAUUCUGCAUCUUUUCUGAUCACCCCUGUGACCACCCAGGACAAGCCCAUCAGGACCAUGUCACCAGGCCCAGUCCGGCUCCAUGAUAACCAAGAUGCAGGUCCAGAGACAACCGCCCUGCAUGGUGCCUGCAUCUGAGCCCCCUUGGUGGGUAGUGAUGAGCACAACAUGGAAGAAGCCAGGGCAGCAUGCGGCCAGCUGCCCUGCAGCCCCAGAUGUCUCCUUGGCCUUGGGAAAUCAUUCUUAAAGAGGAAGCUGGUUACUUUGAGGUCCCUGGAGGGAAGGGUGAACGUGCAUCCCAACAGCCCUGGCAGCCAGCAGCAUGCCAUACAUCUUCUCACCCAACCUGUGUGACAGAGGCCCCCUCCUGGGGCACAAGUCCCAUACCUAAAGGGUCCUGUCCCAGUUGGGCCUCAUCCUGGGCCCUGGGAGGGGAGGGGCAUCAUGGGCCCCCCUGCAGCAGCCAGGA
Messenger RNA from Nomascus leucogenys (northern white-cheeked gibbon), 2275 nucleotides. Its product is annotated as ankyrin repeat domain-containing protein 18B-like. NCBI's taxonomy places the organism in Eukaryota, Metazoa, Chordata, Mammalia, Primates, Hylobatidae. The record is from RefSeq and is a predicted model, not a curated record. The transcript has 11 exons.